UUUCUUUGCCAAAGGCAAACGCAGAACAUUUCAGAGCCAUGAGGAUGCUUCUGCAUUUGAGUUUGCUAGCUCUUGGAGCUGCCCACGUGUGUGCCAACCCCACAGCACGUCCCACAAGUGCAUUGGUGAAAGAGACUUUGGCACUGCUUUCUACUCAUCGAACUCUGCUGAUGGUCAAUGAGACCCUGAGGAUUCCUGUUCCUGCACAUAAAAAUCACCAGCUGUGCACUGAAGAAAUCUUUCAGGGAAUAGGCACAUUGGAGAACCAAACUGUGCAAGGGAGUGGUGUGGAAAAGCUAUUCCAAAACUUGUCUUUAAUAAAGGAACACAUUGACCGCCAAAAAAAAAAGUGUGGACAAGAAAGACGAAGAGUAAAGCAAUUCCUAGACUACCUGCAAGAGUUUCUUGGUGUAAUAAACACCGAGUGGAUAAUAGAAAGUUGAGACUAAACUGGUUUGUUGUAGACAAAGAUUUUGGAGGAGGACAUUUUACUGCAAUGAGAAUGAUGGCCAAUGAAGGAUUAGGCCUUAAUUUUCAGUGUAAUUAAACUUCAGAGGGAAAGUAAACAUUUCAGGCACACUGACACUUUGCCAGAAAGCAUAAAAUAUUUAAAAUAUAUUUUAGAUAUCAGAAUCAUUGAAGUAUGUUCCUCCAGGGAAAAUUGAUAUAUACUUUUUUCUUAUUUAAGUUAACAUUCUGUAAAAUGUCUGUUAAUAUUUAUGAAAUUGUUAAGAAUUUGGUAAAUUAAUAUUUAUUUCAUGUUAUAUUGUGUUCCAAUAAAACAAAAAUAGAUAACUGUUC
Molecule: messenger RNA, 801 nt
Organism: Saimiri boliviensis boliviensis (Bolivian squirrel monkey)
Lineage: Eukaryota; Metazoa; Chordata; Mammalia; Primates; Cebidae
Gene: IL5
Product: interleukin 5
Biological process (GO): immune response
Cellular component (GO): extracellular region
Molecular function (GO): interleukin-5 receptor binding; growth factor activity
Source: RefSeq, a predicted model, not a curated record